AUGAAAGGAAUCCCUCCACUGGAGAAGCUGGUGUUCUUGGCUGUCAUUGCAGCAAAGCUGGGGCUAGAACGCAUGUUUCCUGACUCCCAGAUCAGAUGGGUACAGACUGAGGUUUGGCUUCGAGCUGUGAGCUCUGCCCUUCUGGGCACUUUUCCUUACAGGCCCCACUGCCAGCUGUUUGAGGCUCUGAGUGAUCAUGUCAUGCUUGCCUUUUCCUCUUCCACAGCCCGGAAACUAAAGAAACUUGGGAACUUAAAGCUGCAGGAGGAAGGCGAGCCCUCCAGCUCCACCAGCCCCAAUGAAGACCAGGGGCAGAAGCUCACCGUGUCCCACAUUGAAGGCUACGAAUGCCAACCCAUUUUCCUGAAUGUCCUGGAGGCCAUUGAACCUGGCGUGGUGUGCGCUGGGCAUGACAACAACCAGCCUGACUCCUUUGCUGCUCUGCUCUCCAGCCUGAACGAGCUGGGCGAAAGACAGCUGGUGCAUGUGGUCAAGUGGGCCAAGGCUCUGCCUGGGUUCCGGAACCUGCAUGUAGAUGACCAGAUGGCUGUUAUUCAGUACUCCUGGAUGGGACUGAUGGUGUUCGCCAUGGGCUGGAGAUCUUUCACCAACGUUAAUUCCAGGAUGCUUUACUUUGCCCCUGACCUGGUGUUUAAUGAAUACCGGAUGCACAAAUCAAGGAUGUACAGCCAGUGUGUGCGGAUGAGACAUCUCUCCCAGGAGUUUGGCUGGCUCCAGAUCACACCACAAGAAUUUCUCUGCAUGAAGGCCCUGCUACUCUUCAGUAUUAUUCCAGUGGAUGGACUGAAGAAUCAGAAAUUUUUUGAUGAACUUCGAAUGAAUUACAUCAAAGAGCUCGAUCGGAUCAUUGCCUGCAAGAGAAAGAACCCGACCUCUUGCUCUCGACGCUUUUAUCAGCUCACCAAACUCCUGGAUUCUGUGCAGCCUAUUGCCAGAGAGCUGCACCAGUUCACCUUUGACCUGCUAAUCAAAUCACACAUGGUGAGCGUAGACUUUCCCGAGAUGAUGGCUGAGAUCAUCUCCGUACAAGUGCCCAAGAUCCUUUCCGGAAAAGUCAAGCCCAUCUAUUUCCACACACAGUGAAGCUUCGCAAGCCCUUUCUUCCUCCCCCCUUUUCUGCCGUCUUCUGCCUGUUGUGAUUCUGCACUACUGUUCUGCAGUGCCUUGGGAAAUUCCCUCUAUUGAUGUACAGUGUGUCCUGGAGAUCAUCCUAACUCCUUACUACCUUCUAAACUUCUCUUCCUUUCUAUCCCUACCUUCCUUACCAUUAUCCAUCCUCUCUUCCACAGCCUCUUCUUUG
Molecule: messenger RNA, 1321 nt
Organism: Gracilinanus agilis (Agile Gracile Mouse Opossum)
Lineage: Eukaryota; Metazoa; Chordata; Mammalia; Didelphimorphia; Didelphidae
Gene: AR
Product: androgen receptor
Exons: 5
Coding region: 1-1104 (367 amino acids)
Biological process (GO): male gonad development
Source: RefSeq, a predicted model, not a curated record